AUGUCCUCCUCUUCCUCUGAAUACCAACCUGAUGUGGUCCCUGCAGUGCUGCUGUCCAUCUGCUUCCUGCUGGGAGUUCCUGGAAACAUCGCUGUGCUUCUUCUCAGACCAAACUUUCAGCAUUUGUCCAGCCUCAGCCAGAGUUUGAUGUUAAAUCUGGCUUUUUCAGACCUGCUCUGUCUGCUGACCCUCCCUCUGUGGAUUUACGUUUUUUUCUACAGCUGGACCUUCGGCCUGGAAGUCUGCAAGGUGGUCAUUUACCUUGAAUACUGUAUCGUUUAUGGCAGCCAGCUGACUGUGACGAUGCUGGCCGUCCAGCGCUACCUGCUGGUUGUGCGCCUGAAGAAGUUCCUACAUCUUGGAGGGAAGAGGCUGCUGGUUCUGCUCUGGCUGGUUGCAGUGCUGCUGUCCAUUCCUGCUUUAGUGGUUCAAAAGCUGACCACACAUCAGGCCCCACAUCAGAACUGGUCAGAAUGCAUGCGUCACUACUCUCCUAAUACCCAGUGUGUGGCUGCACUGCUGACCGAAUCCGUGGCAGGAUUAAUUUUGCUUUUUGUCAUGGCGUUUGCUUACAUCCAGGUCUGCAGAAAGGUGAACCAGUCGGCAUUUUUCAACAACCCCCAGACAAGCAGACUGGUUACCAGCAUCAUUGUGACCUCUUUUGUCCUGUGGGUGCCGUAUCACACCCUGAAUGUGCUGGGUGUUGCUGCCAUUAUUGUCAAUAUCAAGAGUUUGUUGACAUUUCGCACAGAUGCAUGGAACACUGUUGUCGCUGCAACAUUUGUGAACAGCUGCCUGAAUCCACUCCUGUAUGCAUUUGCUUCUUACAAAAUGCGUCAAACAACCACAACAAAUAAUGCAGCUCCUGUCACUACAGAUGAAGAGCUACAAGAAUAA
Acanthochromis polyacanthus (spiny chromis) is the source of this 897-nucleotide messenger RNA. RefSeq names its product C-C chemokine receptor type 4-like. Lineage: Eukaryota; Metazoa; Chordata; Actinopteri; Pomacentridae. Gene Ontology annotation, cellular component: membrane. The record is from RefSeq and is a predicted model, not a curated record. The transcript has a single exon. Gene Ontology annotation, molecular function: G protein-coupled receptor activity. Gene Ontology annotation, biological process: G protein-coupled receptor signaling pathway; immune response. Bases 1 to 897 code for a protein of 298 amino acids.